UACUUAAAAAUCAGUUAAGAGGUAAUUAAAAUACCCCUUAUGUUGAGUUAAAAUUGAAGCGAUCACUGUUUAAUCGAACCUUCAACAACAAACUAUUUUAACUUAACUUGUUAGGUGUUGUUUUUGUAUCUUUUGUGCUUAUCGUGCUUAUGAAUCAAAUUAUAAAUAAAUAAAAGCAAAAAUGUGUGAAAAUUUGGAAAGUUUAUUAUUGAUUGGGUCAGAAUUUUUGGAAAAAGAACAAGUUACUCCAGCUCCAGAGACUCAACCAACACAACCAAAAGAACUAAAAGAAAUUGAUUUAUUUGAAAAUUCAGAUAAAAUCGAGUUAAAAGAAAAUAUAGAUAAUGAAAUAAUUAAUUUUAAAGACUUAUUAGAAGACGAACACGAAAAAAGUGUAAUAACAACCACUAGUUUUUUUAAAACAUCAAAACCUUCCUUAUCUUCAACAUGGUGUAAAAAUAAUAAAGUGGAUUCAAAACCGAAUUUAAGCAAUGUUAGUGCAACAAUUAAAGACAAUUCACAUCUUGUAUCAUUUUUUGGAGUUCGCGUUUCAAAACCUUUAGUAUCAAGCCAAUUAUUUAGUGAAAGAAUGGAGAAUAAAGUAAUUUUAACAAUGGCUAAAUUAAAAACGUUUUUGCUCGGUGAUGUUAAAGCGCAAGAUUGGGUGUUUGGCGGUGUUAUUGUGGCUAAAUCACCACCAAAAGUCAAUCAAAAAGGGUCUCAGUAUUCAAUUUGGACUGUGAGUGAUUUACAAUUCGAUUUAAAAACGGUUUCUUUAUUCUUAUUUGGUAAUGCUCAUAAAGAGCUUUGGAAAAGUUGUGUUGGGACAGUUAUUGCUGUGUUAAAUCCAGCAGUUUUAGAAAAAAAAUCUAAUUCCAAAGAAGAGGCUUCAUUAAGUAUUAGUAAUCCACAACAUAUGAUGAUUCUUGGGAAUUCAAAGGAUUUAGGAACAUGUAAAAGUACAAAAAAUGAUGGCUCUAAAUGUACAGCUUUUGUAAACAAUAAUCAUUGUGAGUAUUGCAUAUAUCAUGUGAAAAAAGAGUAUCAAAAAAGUAGUCAAAGAUCAGAGUUGCAAUCCAAUUUUGCUGGGCGAGGUUUAACAGCUCUUAGGAACAAAGUGUUAGGGAAAAAUCAAGUUUUUUAUGCUGGUAAAUUAUAUACUUCAACACAAGCAAAGCAAAGUCAAAAGUUAUUGAUUAAUGAUGAAAAAAGAUUAAAACAAUUAUCAGGUGAAGGAUCAGGUUUAAAUCAAAAAGUGGCUGAAAUUUGUCAGAAGCGUCUCGCUGUUACUAUUGAUGUAUCACAUAAACAAAGAGCUAAAGAUUUAGAAUUAUUAGAUAAAUUGUCAAAAUCCACACCAAAUAAACCUGAAUCAAAGGAUUUAUUAUCUUGCAAACCUACAUUAAAUAAUUUUAAUAAAGUUGAUUUAAAUGUACCAAUUUCACAAAGGCGCAAAGAUAUAGCAAAAAUUAACGCCAUUAAAUAUGUGCAAAAAACCGGAUUAUUACCAAAACAAAAUCCAAUGAGUACAAAAGGAUCUGGGUUAAAAAGACCUUUUCAAGAAGAUGAUGAAACACUUGAUAGCUCAUCUAAAAAGCCAAAGAAUGAAUUUAUCUCGGAUAGGUAUAAAAAAUUAAUGGCUGCUACAUCCAAACAUAUGGAAUUACUUGAACAAGCAGAAAAUGACUUACAAGAAAAGUAUUUUAAAAAAUUAGAAGCGAAAGAACAGAUGGAGGAAAAAAUGAGUCAGACAUAUAAGAUGAAUUGUAAGGCUGUUCGGUGUUUACAAUGCAAAUACACAAAUUUUUCAGCUUCUGAUAAAUGCAAGGCUGAUAAGCAUCCGUUAAAAGUUUUUGACGCGGUUAAACGAUUCUUCAUGUGUAAAAACUGCAAAAAUAGGGUUGUUGUAUUGACGUUUGUUCCAAUUGCGAAUUGUAAAAAUUGUGGUAGUAAUAAAUGGGAAAAAAGUUCUGUUAUGAAAGAGAAAAAUGUAGACAAGUUACACUGUUUAUCUAUUAGAGGGGGGGAACAAACAUUUUUAAACUCUGCAAUUACAAAUGACAAUUUAGAUUUAUUAGUAUCUAAUGAGUGAUGGUGGAGAAAAAGAUAUUCAUUACAAAUGUAUUUAUAAAAAA
Molecule: messenger RNA, 2135 nt
Organism: Onthophagus taurus
Lineage: Eukaryota; Metazoa; Arthropoda; Insecta; Coleoptera; Scarabaeidae
Gene: Mcm10
Product: minichromosome maintenance 10 homolog
Biological process (GO): DNA replication; DNA replication initiation
Cellular component (GO): nuclear replication fork; nucleus
Molecular function (GO): single-stranded DNA binding; DNA replication origin binding
Source: RefSeq, a predicted model, not a curated record